Messenger RNA from Temnothorax curvispinosus, 355 nucleotides. RefSeq lists its product as uncharacterized. The transcript has 4 exons. The record is from RefSeq and is a predicted model, not a curated record. Bases 29 to 355 code for a protein of 108 amino acids. Lineage: Eukaryota; Metazoa; Arthropoda; Insecta; Hymenoptera; Formicidae.
AUUUCGUCGGCGUGUUCACAAUACUGUGAUGAAGAUAAUAGACAAGAUUGAAAACAGGGCUACUUAUGAGAGUAUAAGUAUUAAGAAUAACAAUAAUGUCCCAUUAAAUUCUGUCUCAUCAAAUGCUACAAGUGAUACAGUAUGUGAAGAAGAUACUGCAAGCAAUUUGCCUAUACUUUGCAAUGAUUUGCAUACUGACAAUCCAUCUGACAGUGAUAAUGAAUUGUUAAAUCAUGGAAUGUGUGGAUAUGAAGAAAAUGAACGUAGAUGUUUGGCUACAUUACAUUCAUCAUUGGAAAAGAGUGAAGACAGCGAUCAAGAUGAGGCAACGUCAGAAACCUUCUGUCGCAUUUAA